GAAUCUGUGCCUCUACUUGAUAUGGUUGAUUUCGUGUCAAAAUAUUUUUGUUUUGUCUGUCUUAUUUUAUUAAAAAAUAAUAACUAAUGUUUAUUUUUAGUGCUAUUUAUUUAUUUUAAUGUUUUACACUACCGGAUAGCUGAAGAUCAUAUGAAGUAUGUGCCAUGUUUUGGUGAUAUGAUACAAUAAAGAGGCAUUGCAGUAGUCAUGUCAGAUUGCGCGUUGGUAGCCAAUGUAAACGAGCACGAUGCGAGCAUGGACGUGGGGAACGAUAAGUCUCUCUUUGAGCCUACUGUUGAUAUGAUGGUAAAUGAUUUUGACGACGAAAGAACUCUAGACGAAGAAGAAGCAUUGGCUGCGGGCGAGCAACAGGAUCCCAAAGCCGAACUUAAUAGUUUGCAAAGAGAAGGUGAUAUGCCUUUAGAGGAACUACUGGCGCUAUACGGAUACGACAGAAGCAUGGAUAAGCCAGCACCUGAACAAAUUCCAGAAGUGGUACCAGAGGAAAAUGAAAAGAAUGAAUCAGCAUUGCAGCAAUUGUAUACCGAGACUGCCAAUCCAGAAGCUACACGUUGUCUUAGGUCAGGUUCCAGGCCACCUUCAGAAGAAGAAGACGAUUAUGAUUAUAGUCCAGAUGAGGAUGAUUGGAAGAAAACUAUAAUGGUAGGUAGUGACUACCAGGCUGUGAUACCAGAAGGUUUAUGUAGUUAUGAUGAUGCAUUACCUUAUGAAAACGAGGACAAGUUACUUUGGAAUCCAACUGUUUUGGAUGAAAAAGUUAUUGAAGAAUAUAUGAAAAAGAUUUGUGCAAUGAACUCUGGUUUGGGUGUAGAAGCUGUCCCCCGGGGGAAACAGUUAAGAGAUGAUGAAGAGGCCUUAUUUCUGCUUCAGCAAUGUGGUCACAAUGUAGAAGAGGCAUUAAGAAGAAGGCGGAUAUCAGCGCAAACUCCUGCACAUGCCAGUUUAUGGUCAGAGGAGGAAUGUCGCAACUUUGAAAAUGGUCUCAAAGCACAUGGGAAGGAUUUUCACCUAAUAAGACAGAACAAAGUACGGACGCGAUCAGUCGGAGAACUUGUCCAGUUUUAUUAUAUAUGGAAAAAGACAGAACGCCAUGAUAUAUUUGCAAAUAAAGCACGUUUGGAGAAAAAGAAAUACACAUUACACCCGGGACACACUGAUUAUAUGGACAGGUUUUUAGAGGAACAGGAGGCUUCUGGUGCUGGGGUUGUGCGUCCAGCAUCACCAUCACCUAUGAUGGUCUAUGCUCCAUCACCAGCAGCGCAGCCUGAUCCCCUCGCAUUAGGAGAAAAAGAGGUAUUCUCCCAGUUAAAUGCUCACACACCGCCUCCCCGAGCUCUUUCUACAGAAGACCAAGAACCAGAUACAGGCUCCUAAUACAUGCAUUUUGGCAAUGCCAAUUGUCAAGUAGUAUGCACUGUUUCUUAUAACACUUCAUUACAAGUUUAUAAAUCGAGUGGACAUUGACAUAUAAACAUGCAGUUUUCCUUACAUAUUCCUAGGGACAAAGUAUCCCAGGAGUAACAAAAUUACUUAUUAAUAUUUGACUUAUAAAUAAUAAAUUGCUGUGAAGAACCUAUUGGUACUUUCAUGAAGCACUCACUAGCGCUGGCGCAAGUAUGCUCUGAUUGUCAUCUCAAAUGAUGGCUCUUAUUAUCACAUAGCACUGAGUC
Molecule: messenger RNA, 1691 nt
Organism: Achroia grisella
Lineage: Eukaryota; Metazoa; Arthropoda; Insecta; Lepidoptera; Pyralidae
Product: mesoderm induction early response protein 1
Exons: 1
Coding region: 208-1395 (395 amino acids)
Biological process (GO): negative regulation of transcription by RNA polymerase II
Cellular component (GO): nucleoplasm
Molecular function (GO): histone deacetylase binding; transcription corepressor activity
Source: RefSeq, a predicted model, not a curated record